CCAGACUUUUGAAACCUUCCUCGGUGACCUGUCUUCACUUCCUCAGUUCUUGUCCUCUGCGUGAGCCUCUGUGAAGACAGAAGUAUCUUCCUCCGUGAAAAUAAUAAGCCACGCAGUAGCCAGAGGAGGAGAAAAACGCUUGGGUAAAACUGGAAUUGGUGCUCUCCCAGUCAGGAGAAAGAAGCAGGAAAAAGACCUAUGACUACAGUUGAUGAUCACGUUGCUGCAUUAACUCGGUCUUGGCUAAACAAAGGAAUCAUUCAGUCAGAGGAGAAUGACCCAGUUACAGACUUGAGACAGUUAUUUUUGAAUUUUAUUUUUUUUUUAAGGAAAAACCCUCAACCUUUUUAACUUAAGGGGAUGGAAGGAUUUGAUGAAUUGACCUUGCAAUUCUGAUCCUUCAUACCCAGGCAGACACGGACCAUUUCCCUCCCUGCCAGUGACUGACCUCUCUCAUUCCUGAGCCAUCCAUUAGCAGAGCCUCCCAAAUACACCCGCCGAAUCAAAAUGACGACAGCCGCACCACUGAUCAAUAACACUCAGUUCUCAGUCAAUGUGACCACGAAGUCUCAAGAACAAAGUCUCUACCAAAGUUCUGGAGCAAUAGUUGCUGCCAUCGUAGUAGGAGUGAUUAUUAUUUUUACAGUGGUUCUGCUCAUACUGAAAACAUACAACAGGCGCAUGAGAGUGAAGCGGGAGCUGGAACCCAAAAGUGCCAAACCAGCAAUGCCACCAGCUUUAGGGCAGAACAGCCACAGCCUGUCUCAGCAUCCCACCGUGACCUUCAUACCCGUGGACAUCCACAUGCAGAACAGAUAACUGGGAACAUCCGGCCUCCCUGUGGGGGAAGAGAGAUGGAAUUCUUAUUUACAUGGACCUGGAACUCCUCAGCAAAGGGACACUGCAUUGGGAACUGCAACGAGCUGUUCUUUUUGUCUAUAGAUUGUAAUUAAUCCUGCUUUCCCUCUUUGGGAGGAAAAAUAAAAGGUCUGGAUGCUUUUUGUAUGGCUGAAAGCAACUGGUGGAGGCAAAGAAAUGGUCAGAAACGCAGCGAGCCUUCCUACAGAGCUCUGGGUGCAGAGAGACUGAAUAAACCAAGCCCAUUCCUUGGAAGGGAAGAUGCACACUCAGAUUUUGUGGAGCUUUUACUUACUUGGAGAGUUUGAACUUCUAUUCUGCAAUGACUGAGGAGAAACUGGAAGGAAAACUGGGACAUGUGAGCUACGGCUCAGGUUGAACCUGGGUGUGUUGUGAUUUUUUGUGAAACAGGUUUGUAGUCUAUUUUAUACAUGAUGGAUAGUACAGGAAGUAUCAGAAUUGUAUUUAUCUUUACUCAUCUUUUGUGUUUCUAAUGCCACAUAUGUAUGGUAUGAGAUAAAAGAGAAAAAGUUACUUUUUUUUUUCAAGUAUUUUUGCAAUAUUUCUAUAAACUUGGUAACCUCUCCAUUUCCAAAGGAA
Messenger RNA from Calidris pugnax (ruff), 1458 nucleotides. It is a transcript of the gene NCMAP, whose product is annotated as non-compact myelin associated protein. Gene Ontology annotation, cellular component: paranode region of axon; plasma membrane; Schmidt-Lanterman incisure. Gene Ontology annotation, biological process: peripheral nervous system myelin formation; regulation of myelination. The record is from RefSeq and is a predicted model, not a curated record. Lineage: Eukaryota; Metazoa; Chordata; Aves; Charadriiformes; Scolopacidae. Gene Ontology annotation, molecular function: structural constituent of myelin sheath. The coding region runs from base 508 to 819 and encodes 103 amino acids. The transcript is spliced from 6 exons.